CCGAGUCUCCUUCGUCCUGCUACAUUCGAAGAACCAGAUUUGUGUUGGGUGCUCCGUGAUUCUCUGUAAGCCGAAGGCGCUGAACGUGAACGCGAACCACCAUGUUAUUGGGGGAUAUACCACCUAACCAGACCAUAUACAUUAAGAAUCUCAAUGAGAAGGUCAAGAAAGAAGAAUUGAAGAGAUCCCUCUAUGCUUUGUUUUCUCAAUAUGGAAGGAUCCUUGACGUUGUUGCCUUGAAGACCCCGAGGCUUCGAGGGCAAGCAUGGGUUGCAUUUAGUGAAGUGACUGCAGCUAGCAAUGCUGUGCGGCAGAUGCAAAACUUCCCAUUCUAUGAUAAGCCUAUGCGAAUUCAAUAUGCCAAAACCAAAUCAGAUUGUGUUGCUAAAGCUGAUGGAAGCUUUGUGCCAAGGGAGAAGAAGAAGAAGCAAGAGGAAAAAGCUGAGAGAAAGCGACGUACUGACGAAACACACCAGUCUGCGAUGCCCAAUGGAGCAACCGCUGAGAAUGGAGGUUCAAAUGCCACAUUCCGUCAUGCAAAUCCAAGCGCUCCAGAAGCUACUCCAAACAACAUACUAUUUAUUGAGAAUUUGCCUCAUGAAACUUCGAGUAUGAUGUUGCAAGUCCUCUUCCAACAAUAUCCUGGAUUCAGGGAAGUCCGAAUGAUUGAAGCAAAGCCGGGUAUUGCUUUUGUUGAGUUUGAAGAUGAUGUUCAAUCCUCUAUGGCGAUGCAGGCUCUUCAGGGCUUUAAAAUUGAUCCCCAACAUCCCAUGGCCAUCUCUUUUGCAAAGAAGUAACUCAGCCUUUGUUCUACUCUUAGUUUUAGUAACGUGCAGCGGGACUAUGUUAAUGUCGGAGCAUAUUAGUAUGAGUCAGAAGUUUUUAUGUAAAGUUCAGAUAUCCUUCCCCUCCUUUCAACGAUAAAAGAGAACGAACGAACGAAAACAUUGGGAUAGGCAGGCCACUGAUUCCAAAAGAUGAGGAUAUCAAACCAAGGGACUCAAUGAGUUUGCCGGCUGUGUUCAUUUCAGUUUCCAGCGGUAGCAAGAAAAUAGUUUUAUGUUAGGUUGUCAAAAUGGAAACAGAAAGAACCAAUCAAAGACUUAUUUCUAAAUGUGUUCAUGUACUACAGGGAGAUGAAAUUCAGGAAAACAAUGUUCGAUUACAUUUUUGCAUGAAUAUUUCGUUCUUGACAA
Messenger RNA from Cucurbita pepo subsp. pepo (vegetable marrow), 1196 nucleotides. The record is from RefSeq and is a predicted model, not a curated record. NCBI's taxonomy places the organism in Eukaryota, Viridiplantae, Streptophyta, Magnoliopsida, Cucurbitales, Cucurbitaceae.